This is a messenger RNA of Periconia digitata, 1554 nucleotides long. The record is from the annotation of a GenBank genome assembly. Lineage: Eukaryota; Fungi; Ascomycota; Dothideomycetes; Pleosporales; Periconiaceae.
UGCUUAGCGCGCUUUCCCAACGUGACCGCGACUUUUCGCUAGUCAACAUUUGAACUCCCCAGGUUGCGCGUUGACGACGACGUGCACCUGAAGCAUCCCGCGAGACCAAGCAUCCCUCCAUCGGCUCCUGCCAUCGUCAUCGCCAUGGCUCUCCCCAUCACCACCAUUGCCGAGAGCAAGGAGCUCCGAGGCCUCAAUCUGAUCGCCGCCCACUCUCACAUCCGCGGCUUAGGCGUCGAGCCCGAUACCCUGGAGCCCAAAGAAUCGUCGCAGGGCCUGGUCGGCCAGCAAAAAGCACGGAAAGCAGCUGCUGUCAUUCUUCAAAUGGCAAAGGACGGCAAGAUUGCAGGCCGCGCAGUCCUGAUCGCAGGGCCGCCUAGCACGGGGAAGACCGCGAUAGCCAUGGGCAUGGCGCAGUCAUUGGGUGCCGACGUUCCCUUUACCAUGCUCGCAUCCUCCGAGAUCUUCUCGCUCGACAUGUCCAAGACCGAGGCCCUUACACAAGCGUUUCGCAAAUCGAUAGGCGUGCGCAUAACGGAGGAGAGCGAGGUCAUCGAGGGCGAGGUGGUGGAAAUUCAGAUCGAUCGCAGUGUAACGGGGGCCAACAAGCAAGGCAAACUGACAAUCAAGACGACUGAUAUGGAGACCAUCUAUGACAUGGGCACCAAAAUGAUUGACGGCAUGACCAAGGAGAAGGUCAUGGCUGGCGAUAUUGUCUCCAUUGACAAGGCAUCGGGCAAGAUCACAAAACUUGGACGGUCGUACACUCGCUCGCGCGACUACGAUGCAAUGGGAAUAGACACAAAAUUCGUUCAGUGCCCUGAAGGCGAGUUGCAGCAGCGGCGCGAAGUAGUGCACACCGUCAGCCUUCACGAGAUUGAUGUGAUCAACUCGCGAACCCAAGGAUUUCUCGCUCUCUUCUCCGGCGAUACUGGCGAGAUCCGAAGCGAGGUGCGCGACCAGAUCAACACAAAGGUGGCAGAAUGGAAAGAGGAAGGCAAAGCUGAGAUCAUUCCCGGCGUGCUGUUCAUAGACGAAGUGCACAUGCUCGACAUCGAAUGCUUUUCCUUCAUCAACCGCGCGCUCGAGGACGAGCUAGCACCUAUCGUCAUCAUGGCAAGCAACAGAGGCAACACACAGAUCAGGGGCACCGACUAUCGCUCUCCUCACGGCCUACCUCUGGAUUUCCUGGAUCGAGUCGUUAUUGUAAGCACAAAUCCGUAUUCCAGCGAGGAGCUGCAGCAGAUUCUAUCCAUAAGAGCCCAGGAAGAAGAAGUCGACGUGUCACCCGACGCCCUGGCACUUCUCACAAAAGUCGGUCAUGAGAGAGGUCUACGAUAUGCAAGCAACCUCAUCACGACCUCCGAUUUGCUCCGCAGCAAACGGCAAGGCAAGGAUGUGAGCGUUGACGAUGUACAACGGAGUUUCGCACUCUUCAUGGAUCCCACGAGAAGCGUGCAGUUCGUCGCCGACUCGGAACAACGUCUUAUCGGCGAUGCAGGCGACGUCAAACUCUCUGUUACGAACGGCACAGAGAAGAUGGACAUGUCGUAA